CACAGUACACAGUAUCGAGUCCAUCAUUUUUCAAAGGGCCUCCCCUAUCCAAACCCACUGUCAAAGGGUAAAAGUUAGUACUGAUUAGGCAAUUGAUUCCAUAAUUCACAAUUGUUAUAUAGAAACUAUAUAGUGAAUAAUGACGGUGUUGACUACAAAUGAUAAAGAGAAAAUUAAGCGUGCCAUUCCUAAGGUUAAUAAUAAGAUCAUUGAUGCUACUGUUGCCAGACUAUACAUAGCCUACCCAGAUCCUAAUAAAUGGAUAUUUACUGGAUUAGUAGGAGCAGUAGCUAUAGUUGAUGAUUUAGUGGGUCAUACGUUUUUUAUAAAAAUGGUAGAUAUUAUAGGUAAUCGAGGAGUUAUAUGGGAUCAAGAAUUAUAUGUAAAUUUCGAAUAUAACCAAGAUAGGAAAUUCUUUCAUUCCUUUGAAAUUGAAGAAUGUUUAGUCGGAUUAUUAUUCGAAGAUUCUACUGAAGCUGCUCAUUUUUAUAAGAGAGUUACUACUCGUCAAAAACAUGGAUCUAAACAAACUAUUAAUAAUAAAAAUGCUAUAGCAUUAAAGGCUAGAGCGGGCCCUACCGGUAAUAAUAAAUCUGGCCCAAGAGGUGAAGUUAAUGAUAUUAGUUCUGGUCAAAGACUUAGAUUAAGUAAAGGAGCUUUAUACUAUGAUGAUGUUCCACCCCCCGAAUGGAGAUCCUUAUAUGCUGAAUUAGAAUCAGCUGGUAUUUCUGAAGAUAUGAUUGCAGAUAACAGAGAGUUUAUAAAAGAUUAUAUUGCUAAACAAGGUGGUCCUUUAGUUGGUCUUGAACCACCUAUUCCUAGAAGGUUCCAAAGAAAGAAUGAUCCUGCUCCAGCCAUUGAACAAAGUAUUUCAAGAUCAUCAAAGACUAAAAAAGCUCCACCACCUCCACCUCCACCUCCUCCAAAACAAGAUUAUGGAGAUGAUAAUUCAAUUGCAGAAUCAAGAGGUUCGACUCCUGCACCUCCUGCACCUCCUGCACCUCCUGCUUCAAUUCCUCAACCACCUUCACCUCCAGCUGCACUUGAUUCUACCCCUGUUUCUGCCACUCCUUCAGUAGAAACUCCACCUACUCCAGUAGUUGAAAAAUCAAGAUUUCGUCUCCCACCUUCUAACGCAUUUAUUCCUCCUGUUAAAAACUCAUCACUUCCACCUCCACCACCUCCAGGUUCUACUAACGCUGCUCCUCCUGCAUUACCUCCUUCAAACUCACGACCAUUACCACCUCCAGGAGUUGGAUACAAUAAUAAUGCACCUGGGUUACCUCAACAAGAAAGGCCCGUUCCUCAACCUUAUGGCCAACAACAUGCACCUGUUCCACCUGGCACUCCAAAUAGACUUGUACCACCACCACCUCCAGUAAGAGGAGUACCACCACCCCCACCUCAAAGAGGUGGUGUCCCACCCCCACCCCCACAACGAGGUGGUUUUCAACCAGUACCACCUCAGAGAACAGGAGCUCCACCUCCACCACCUCCUCCAAGGGCUGCAAGAGGGGCUGCACCACCACCGCCACCUCCAAGAUCAUCAAGAACUAACCCUAAUAUGCAAUUACCCCCUCCACAACAAGGUUAUGGAAUCCCACAACCUCCUCCUAUCAAUAAUCAAGUUCCAAUGCCACCACCCUUACCACCAACAAAUGCUUAUCCACCACAAGUUCAACAGCAACAGCCUCCUCUCCAUUCAUUUCCAACCAAUAAUGGUUCGGGUCCGCCACCACCGCCACCAUUACCUCCAAUAUCUAACGGAGGUGGUCCACCACCACCACCACCACCUCCUGCUGGGUUUGGUGGUCCUUCUGCUGGUAUACCACCACCACCACCACCUCCUCCUGCUGGAUUUGGAGCCCCUUCAGCAGGUGGACCACCACCACCACCACCACCACCAAUGCCUUCGAUGAAUGCUCCGGCUCCCGUAGAAGCUCCUACAGGAGAUGCUGGACGUGAUGCUCUUUUAGCCUCAAUUAGGGGUGCAGGAGUAGGAUCAUUAAAGAAAAUCGACAAGUCUCAAUUGGACAGACCUAGUGUAUUAUUGGCUGAAGCUAGAGGUGAAACACCACCACCCUCUGGUUCUUCAUCAACUCCUGCUCCACCUGGUCAGCCAGCUAGUUUAGCAGAUGCCUUGACUGCUGCACUUAGUAAGAGAAAGGGUAAAGUCGCUCAAAGUGAUGAUGAAGAUGAUGAUGAUUGGUAGUAGUAUAACGUAAUAUAUAAAAUAUAACAUUACAUGACAUAACUUUUUGUUCAACCUAUAUUUAUUAUAAAUGACUGUAUUAGUAGUUUAGUAUAUCAAUAAAUAUAUUGUUUAGAAAAACCAAUGUAAAAAUAUA
This is a messenger RNA of Scheffersomyces amazonensis, 2348 nucleotides long. RefSeq names its product actin-binding protein (gene WAL1). The coding region runs from base 140 to 2212 and encodes 690 amino acids. Lineage: Eukaryota; Fungi; Ascomycota; Pichiomycetes; Serinales; Debaryomycetaceae. The transcript is spliced from 2 exons. Gene Ontology annotation, molecular function: actin binding. The record is from RefSeq and is a predicted model, not a curated record.